AUGAUCUUUCAAUCAGACCUGCUUGUUCUUCAUCAACAUAAACAUAGUAAACUUGAAAACCUCACAAAAUCGAAAUCGACUCAAAACAAAGAAUCAAAAUCAUUAUCACCUAAAUCUAGAGAUGGUCCUAAUAAUCCUUUUUCAGUGAAAGAAGAUGAAUCAGUUUGUCAAGCUAGUCCAUUUCAUAAUGAGAAAUCUCGUAAAUUAGCUUACGUUUUUCGUGGUAAGAAAAUUCAAUAUCAUCCAGGAGAAGAUUUACAUAAUACUGGGGAUUCACCUUUUACACUCUCGACCCCUAAACUACUUGUUCCAAAUGAUGAUAUUCCAUCAUAA
Melampsora larici-populina 98AG31 is the source of this 333-nucleotide messenger RNA. RefSeq lists its product as uncharacterized. Bases 1 to 333 code for a protein of 110 amino acids. The record is from RefSeq and is a predicted model, not a curated record. The transcript has 2 exons. NCBI's taxonomy places the organism in Eukaryota, Fungi, Basidiomycota, Pucciniomycetes, Pucciniales, Melampsoraceae.